Messenger RNA from Hemibagrus wyckioides, 1958 nucleotides. It is a transcript of the gene pnp4a, whose product is annotated as purine nucleoside phosphorylase 4a. NCBI's taxonomy places the organism in Eukaryota, Metazoa, Chordata, Actinopteri, Siluriformes, Bagridae. Gene Ontology annotation, biological process: nucleoside metabolic process. The transcript is spliced from 6 exons. Gene Ontology annotation, cellular component: cytoplasm. Bases 244 to 1125 code for a protein of 293 amino acids. The record is from RefSeq and is a predicted model, not a curated record. Gene Ontology annotation, molecular function: purine-nucleoside phosphorylase activity.
UGUGUUGUUAUUGUAUUUUCUCUUUGCAUUGGGCAUGCAGUCUCCCAGUUUAUCUCUCAGUUGAUUUGGCAUGGCUGAUGACAACACUGAGUUGUAACCAAUCAGGAAGUUGAUGUUGCUUUGAAAGUUCCGGUAUUGGCUUUACUUAAAUGGUCUGAAAUCUGUUGUCUUAUUCACACACUCCACUCCUCAAGCACACUGCUUAUCUUCAAGCCAUACUCCCCCUUUUACAGAGACAAUAACAUGCACUGUAAAGAUCAAAUCAGUCACAAAGACUAUCAGAGGACAGUGGAUUGGCUCCUAUCCCAAACACAACAUAGACCUAAAGUGGCCAUAAUCUGUGGAUCUGGGCUUGGCAUGCUAGCUGAUUCUCUCCAGUGCCAGGACUCCUUCAAGUACUCUGACAUUCCUGGCUUCCCCCAAAGCACAGUGCAGGGCCAUGUUGGGAAGCUGGUGUUUGGUGAACUCAAAGGGAAGACAUGUGUAUGUAUGCAGGGCCGAUUCCACAUGUAUGAAGGACACUCGCUGUGUAAGGUCACUUUCCCAGUGAGGGUGUUCAAGCUUUUGGGUGUGGAAACCCUGAUUGUCACGAAUGCUGCAGGGUCCAUAGCAGAAAGUUAUCACUGUGGUGACAUCAUGAUUAUUAGAGAUCACAUCAACUUUCCUGGACUUGCUGGUUUAAACCCACUAAAUGGCCCUAAUGAUGACAAGUUUGGACCUCGUUUCCCACCUAUGUCUGGAGUUUAUGAUAAAGAUUUGCGAAAGCUGGCCUUUGACAUCUGUAAGAGGAUGGGUGUCACCCAGUUUGUCCAUGAGGGUGUGUACUGUAUGGUGGGUGGACCCAACUUUGAGAGCAUAGCAGAAGCUAGGCUUCUGCACAAACUGGGAGUGGAUGCAGUGGGCAUGAGCACAGCUCCUGAAGUCCUUGUGGCCAGCCAUUGUGGCAUGCGUGUGUUCGGCCUCUCACUUAUAACCAAUAAAGUGGUGAAAAGCUAUGAAAACUCAGGGACCACCAAUCAUGAAGCUGUAUUGGAAGUGAGCAAAAUGAGAUCAGAAUUGCUGCAGAAGCUCAUUACUGAAAUCAUUAUUCAUAUGGAUAUUAACAAUAAUGAAGCAUGUCCAUAGUUUCAAGUAGUUUAAUCAAAUCUGCAGUAAAGUCUGUGGACUAACAGAAGUUCCUUCACUGUUCCCUUAUUAUUAUUAUUAUUAUUAUUAUUAUUAUUAUUAUUAUUAUUAUUAUUAUUAUUAUUAGGUCAGCCACUAUGAUUGAACACCUUGUUACCUUGUUUUUGAAUUUCUGAAAAUGUUUUUUUAAACUCAUCACUCACCAUACUACACUAGAGGGUGCUAUAAUAUUGAAAUAACAUACUGCUUGUGACAUUGUUUGUGGGUGUGUAUUAAUUUGCCACACUAAGGCAUUGCUCUUUUUGUUAGAGACUCUGGUUCAAAUUAAGACUAACUUUUCAAAUAUGCAUGUUUUUUUGGCUUAGGUUUUGAUUGCAAAUUUAAAUCUCAGCUUCACCAAGCUUCAGAAUAAGCAAGGCUCUUCCACAAAUCAAGUUGACUCUAUAAACUAGGCUUUUUUCUACAAGCCUGGAUAAAUUCCAUUGAUUUUGGUUCCAUAAAGGAAGCUAUUCUUAAAACUGCUUAGUUAGUAUAACAUGUUUUAUUAUAUUUACUGAUGAUACUCAUAAGGAUGUCUGAAGCACAAAUAUUUGGAAGAAGAGUACUAAUAGAUGCCUUCAGUAAGAGUGCAUAAAGAACAACUAAGACAUUUUAUUUGUCUAACUGUUUAUUCCACCUGAUACCAAAAGAAUGAAUUCUAAAACUAAUAAAUACCUGUAUACUGUUAAACUGUAGCAUCUGGCCAAAAUGGUGUUGGUGAAAAAGCCCAGUGUGCUGACAAUGAAUUUAUGAACUGCCCCUACACACCAUGGACACACAAGAGGGUAUGAUUC